Messenger RNA from Ricinus communis (castor bean), 1046 nucleotides. Its product is annotated as aminoacyl tRNA synthase complex-interacting multifunctional protein 1. The transcript has 3 exons. The record is from RefSeq and is a predicted model, not a curated record. Gene Ontology annotation, molecular function: tRNA binding. Lineage: Eukaryota; Viridiplantae; Streptophyta; Magnoliopsida; Malpighiales; Euphorbiaceae. The coding region runs from base 99 to 875 and encodes 258 amino acids.
UCAUUUCUGUUACAAAGUUGUAUUUAUUCAUGGAUAGUCUUGAGUCGCAAGUACAAGGAACAGAGGAUAAAAGUUAUCUUCUAGUUUGGGCAUAACUUAUGGCUACGGCGGCUGCUGCGACGACGGUGGCAGUUGCAGCUGCGGUUAAUAAAAUUAUAAAAGGCAGCAGAUUGAGUUUAGGCGUCCACGCUCGCAUUGGUAGCAUUAAUACAAUUCGCAUUCGUCAGUUUAUUAUCAAACCAUUAGCAACAGCAACGAAUCGGUUCCCUUGCUUUUGCACCGCCGCAAAUGUUAAUGUAAAGGCGGAAGAGGCGGCAAAAGUUUCAUCCGAGUCAAAUUCAGAUGAUGGGCCGAGUGCAAUAGAUGCAGCCAAGAUGCUCGACAUAAGGGUUGGUAAAAUUAUAAAAGCUUGGAGACACGAGGAAGCUGAUUCUCUCUACGUGGAAGAGGUUGAUGUUGGGGAGGCUGAGCCUCGUAUUAUAUGUAGUGGUCUGGUUAAGUAUAUUCCUCUUGACUAUCUUCAGGAUAAGAAAGUAGUGGUGCUUGCUAACCUUAAGCCCAGGAACAUGCGUGGGGUUAAGUCAAGUGGGAUGCUUAUGGCUGCUUCGGAUGCUUCCCAUGAGAAUGUCGAGCUUCUUGAACCCCCUAUGGAUUCAAUUCCUGGUGAAAGGAUUUGGUUUGGUUCUGAGGAUGAUAAAGAAAAUCAACCUGAUCCUGCUUCCCCUAACCAGGUUCAAAAGAAAAAGAUUUGGGAAUCAGUGCAGCCCCAUCUCAAGACAGAUGAUUCUUGUAAAGCUAUGAUUGGGGAGCAUUUGAUGCGGACUUCUGCUGGUGUGGUGGUGUGCAGAUCUCUGAAGAAUGCCAAUAUCUCUUGAGUGAACUUGGAACUAAAAACUCAUUAUAAAGAAAAAAACCCUUGGAAUUAAAUGCUUCCUGUUCUUGCAUGGCUUGACAUUUUUUCCUUUUUGACCUCCUCCUUUGUCUAACUUCAGAAAGUUAAUUUGAUGUUAGCUUUUAUUUUCUAAUUGAGAUUAAGAUUUUAUCAA